UCCACAACCUCAGCCUCAGGACCAACACGAAGAAGCGUCACCAUCACUAACGACACCGGUCGUGUGCCAUGGUCUGAAUUAUCCUGGCGCGAAAGAGGUGCCCGCACAACACAACAAUCCGCCAACCUUGCCGUCAUUCUAUUAGGUCUUGCCAUGACUGGUGGCGUUGCGACUGUUCUCUACCUCGAAGUUUUCAGCAGCGACAGCAAGACUGCCGUUUACAAUCGCGCCUUUGAACGAGUACGAACCGAUCCCAAGUGCAUCGAGGUGCUGGCAGGAAGGGGCAAGGGAGGAGAGAUCGAGGCUUGGGGAGAGAAUAGAGUGCGCAACAGUCGCUUUGCAAGAGACACCAUUGCGUCCAAAUCUGAAACUGAUGGUAUCGGAACGACACACAUGAGAAUGCACUUCCACGUCGGUGGUAGCCUAGCUACAGGCACUGUCAACGUGCACAUGACGAAACGCCGCGAUGAAAGCGAUUUCAAGUAUCAUCACCUAGCUCUCGACGUUCCCGGCCACGAGCGGAUUUGGCUUGAGAAUGCAGAAGCUUGGAAACUUGACAAGAGGAGCUCGGGCAAGAUGUUCGGCGUACGCUGG
This is a messenger RNA of Aureobasidium melanogenum CBS 110374, 594 nucleotides long. Its product is annotated as TIM21-domain-containing protein. Gene Ontology annotation, cellular component: TIM23 mitochondrial import inner membrane translocase complex. Gene Ontology annotation, biological process: protein import into mitochondrial matrix. Lineage: Eukaryota; Fungi; Ascomycota; Dothideomycetes; Dothideales; Saccotheciaceae. The record is from RefSeq and is a predicted model, not a curated record. The annotation marks the transcript as partial. The transcript is spliced from 2 exons.